AUGUGUGUGCUAGCGUAUGGGACAUCAACAGAUGCACAUGAUGAAUAUUUAAGAAUAAGUAAAACUGUAACAAGGGAUGCUCUUAUGAAGUUCGUAGAAGAUGUUAUUUCCUGUUUCAGUCAAGAGUACCUUAGAAAGCCCAAUGAUAAUGAUUUAGCAAGAUUACUCUAUGUUGGGGAAGAACGUGGAUUCCCAGGAAUGAUUGGCGGCAUUGAUUGUAUGCAUUGGGAAUGGAAAAAUUGUCCCAAUGCUUGGGCUGGACAAUAUACAGGUAGACGCGGCAAACCAACAAUCAUUUUAGAAGCCGUUGCAUCAUAUGACUUAUGGAUAUGGCACGCAUUCUUCGAAACACCAGGUCCGUGCAAUGAUAUUAACGUCCUUUAA
Molecule: messenger RNA, 384 nt
Organism: Helianthus annuus (common sunflower)
Lineage: Eukaryota; Viridiplantae; Streptophyta; Magnoliopsida; Asterales; Asteraceae
Exons: 1
Coding region: 1-384 (127 amino acids)
Source: RefSeq, a predicted model, not a curated record